CCACUCCAAUCCAAUAACCUAACCAUUCAAUAAAAUAAUUUGAGUUACAACUUCAAAACUCUUACAAAAACAACACAAUUCACAACAUAAACAUAAAUCCUUAUUUUUGCUAUUAUACCCUUUCCUUAACUCUCUUCUCCUCUCAUUUUAGUCAACUUUACCCACUUUACACCUACAUACGCUCCUCUCUCUCAUUUUCUCAAAAGAAGAAGAAUGACGGACAAAAAGGUGAAUCCGAUUGGCAACGCAUUGGGUCUGCUCCGUAUUCGGGUUAAACGUGGUAUUAAUCUCGCUGUUCGUGAUGUUAGCAGCAGUGAUCCUUAUGUUUUCGUUCGUCUUGGUAAACAGAAACUCAAGACUCGUAUUAUUAGGAAGUCUCUUAAUCCGGAGUGGAAUGAAGAUUUAACUCUCUGUGUUACAGACCCGAAUGAAUCAAUUAAAAUUUUUGUUUAUGAUCAUGACACAUUUUCCCUGGAUGACAAAAUGGGAGACGCAGAGUUCGAUAUCAGUCCAGUUUUAGAGGCAGUAAAGUUGAAUCUCGAAGGUGUUCCAGACGGAACUGUCAUCAAAAAGGUGAGGCCAGACAGGCAGAACUGCAUUGCAGAGGAGAGCUCCAUUGUCUGGAAAGAUGGCAAAGUUACUCAAAACAUGUUCCUAAGACUUCGGAAUGUCGAAUGUGGUGAAAUUGAGCUCCAGUUGCAUUGGAUUGAUCUUCCUAGUACUCAAUCUCUGUAAUUCCCGUAAUCUGAUCUAGUCCCGGUGGUCUUUUUGUAUAUAUAAAGUACAAUGCCUAAGCAUGUUGGAUAAUUAAAUCUCGUGUAUGAGAAUGUUCUGAAUCUAUUUCUAGCUGAUUAAGUUUUGUAUGUAAGAAUUUGAAAUUAUGUGAUAAGUUAUAAAAAUAAACAAUUAGUGAA
Messenger RNA from Chenopodium quinoa (quinoa), 914 nucleotides. Its product is annotated as protein C2-DOMAIN ABA-RELATED 4-like. Bases 214 to 735 code for a protein of 173 amino acids. The transcript is spliced from 3 exons. Lineage: Eukaryota; Viridiplantae; Streptophyta; Magnoliopsida; Caryophyllales; Amaranthaceae. The record is from RefSeq and is a predicted model, not a curated record.